Messenger RNA from Scaptodrosophila lebanonensis, 1512 nucleotides. It is a transcript of the gene spict, whose product is annotated as magnesium transporter NIPA2. Bases 159 to 1295 code for a protein of 378 amino acids. The record is from RefSeq and is a predicted model, not a curated record. Gene Ontology annotation, molecular function: magnesium ion transmembrane transporter activity. Gene Ontology annotation, cellular component: membrane. Gene Ontology annotation, biological process: magnesium ion transport. The transcript has 3 exons. Lineage: Eukaryota; Metazoa; Arthropoda; Insecta; Diptera; Drosophilidae.
GAAAGGCAGUUUAACAACAAACACCCCCAUUGAACGAAGACACGAAUUUAUUUGUUUUCUUUUAAACAUAGUGAACAGGAUAUAAUUAACGGAUUUGGAUGGUUUAGUGAUCAAAGCUUCGACUAUCAACCCUUAAGCGAAAACUACGGUAAAUACAAAUGAAUAGCGAAACCUCAUCGCUGCAGUCUGGCAUUGGCUCCCCCUCCAUCGCCACAACUGCAUCUUCUUCAUCACCACCAUCGUUGUCUGAAGCUUACUCAUCCACUGAUUUUUAUGUGGGCGUGGGAUUGGCCAUAUCUUCGUGCUUCUUCAUCGGCUCAAGUUUUAUUAUUAAAAAGAAAGCCCUGAUAAGACAAGGUAGGCAUGGCGAGGUCCGCGCUUCUGCAGGUGGGUUUGGAUAUCUUCGCGAGUGGAUUUGGUGGGCAGGUCUCUUGACUAUGGGCCUAGGCGAGGCGGCUAAUUUCACUGCGUACGCUUUUGCCCCGGCCUCAUUGGUUACGCCGCUGGGUGCACUAUCAGUGAUUAUUUCUGCUGUCAUGGCGUCGAAAUUUCUUAAUGAAAAACUAAACCUAUUGGGUAAAAUUGGCUGCUUUCUCUGCAUUCUUGGAUCUACCAUUAUUGUUAUACAUUCUCCCAAGGAGAAGGAGAUUGAAGACUUAGAAGUACUUUUUGGUAUGAUUCAGGAGCCAGUAUUUAUAUUAUACGUUAUUUGCAUAUUGGGGUCAAGCGCGUUUGUUGCCUGCUUUUUGGCGCCUAAAUAUGGACACAGAAAUGUUACUGUGUAUAUAUAUUUGUGUUCUGGCAUCGGCUCCCUUACAGUAAUGUCUUGUAAGGCGCUGGGCUUGGCUAUUCGCAAUGCGAUCGCUAACGGAGCACAAGUGUUUGGUAAUUGGAUGCCGUGGUUUUUAAUUGUUGUCACCAUUACGUUUAUUGCCAUUCAAAUGAACUAUUUGAACAAAGCACUCGACAUAUUUAAUACAGGAAUUGUUACUCCUGUGUACUAUGUAAUGUUCACCACAUUGGUAAUAACUGCAUCGGCCAUACUCUUUAAGGAGUUCACUCACAUGCGAUUCGAGGAUAUACUCGGGGAUGUAUGCGGAUUCCUUAUAGUGAUCACGGCAGUCUUUAUGCUCAAUGCUUUUAAAGACCUAGAAUUCAAUAUGAACGAUAUACGAGGCCUAAUGCGUCCAAAAAUGCAGCGUCUUUCACAGUUCGAUGACGAGGUGCUGGUCAGCAGCAAUUCCAAGAAGCACAGAAACUCAUAUGGAUCUAGCGAAAUGUUCCGCAAGGUAUGACAUAAGCAACGGUUUCAAGUUUAGUUAUAACCAUAGAACGAAGCUUGAAUCCCAAUCUGUCACUUGCCUUGUUUUGUUGCCUAUUAGAUAAAGUUAACAAUUGAAUUGAAUUGUAAUGAAUUUUAAUGUCAUACAGAUUCAUUCAAUCUGCGGUUUUAAGACAAUUAUGUAUGUAUAUGCAUAUAAUCGUAUUUGUCCUGACUGAACGUUUGUGAGU